Molecule: messenger RNA, 1472 nt
Organism: Nothoprocta perdicaria
Lineage: Eukaryota; Metazoa; Chordata; Aves; Tinamiformes; Tinamidae
Gene: NXN
Product: nucleoredoxin
Exons: 9
Coding region: 1-1023 (340 amino acids)
Molecular function (GO): thioredoxin-disulfide reductase (NADPH) activity
Source: RefSeq, a predicted model, not a curated record
AUGCGAGAGCCRCAGACCCAAGAGGAUUUCGAUAACAGCGCGUUGCAGUUAGGCCGCUCACAACGCCUCAUUCAGCUGAAGCUGUGGAACAAGUACCGCGUCUCCAACAUUCCUUCCCUGAUAUUUAUCGAUGCCGCCACUGGGAAGGUGGUCUGCAGGAACGGCCUCCUGGUGAUCCGCGACGACCCUGAAGGCCUGGAGUUCCCCUGGGGGCCAAAGCCCUUCAGUGAAGUUGUUGCUGGGCCUCUGCUAAGGAACAACGGCCAGUCGCUAGAUAGCAACGUCCUGGAGGGCUCCCAUGUCGGGGUCUAUUUCUCAGCGCACUGGUGUCCCCCUUGCCGAAGCCUCACGAGGGUCCUCGUGGAGUCCUACCGGAAAAUCAAGGAGGCAGGGCAGAAAUUUGAGAUACUCUUUGUUAGUGCAGACAGGUCGGAGGACUCCUUCAAGCAGUACUUCAGUGAGAUGCCCUGGCUAGCGGUGCCCUACGCAGAUGAGGCCAGACGAUCGCGCCUGAACCGGCUCUACGGCAUCCAAGGUAUCCCAACCCUCAUCGUGCUGGACCCCAAGGGAGACGUGAUCACGCGGCAGGGGCGAGUGGAGGUGCUGAACGACGUGGAGUGCCGCGAGUUCCCCUGGCACCCCAAGCCCGUGCUGGAGCUGACGGACUCCAACGCCGUGCAGCUGAACGAGGGCCCCUGUCUCGUCCUCUUUGUAGAUUCCGAGGACGAUGGCGAGUCCGAGGCCGCCAAGCAGCUCAUUCAGCCCAUAGCCGAGAAAAUCAUCGCCAAGUACAAAGCCAAAGAGGAGGAGGCCCCGUUGCUCUUCUUCGUGGCCGGAGAGGAUGACAUGACCGACUCGCUGCGGGAUUACACCAACCUGCCGGAGGCUGCGCCCCUGCUCACCAUCCUCGACAUGUCCGCCCGCGCCAAGUACGUGAUGGAUGUGGAGGAGAUCACGCCGGAGAUUGUGGAAGCCUUCGUGAGCGACUUUCUAGCAGACAAGCUAAAACCCGAGCCCAUCUAAGGGGCCCUGGGCGCCCACAGACGUUAUUUAAAACUAGGUCUCUCUCCUGCCGCUCGUGGAUUCUCCAGCGUGUUCGCACGCCCGACCCAGUAUCCAACCUUCUUGUGGUGCCUUGUUUUACGCAGUGAAUCCUUCUCCUAAGCAAACUCCUUGAGAUGCACUUUCAGCAGGGAGUCGUUGGCGUUUGGAGACGGCGCUUGUGCUUCAUGGUGAUAUAUUCUCUAAUAACCAGGCCAGAACUGUUCCCRUAUCGUUAUUUUAUACACGGCACUAGCUAGCAGGCAAAUCUUUCCGCGUGGUGUUCUCCCAGCGUACACACCAAGCGGUGGACGGGGCUCUCGGGGCUCUUUUCUUCUCCUCUUUCCUAUCUUACCACCCUUGCAGCCUGAACUCCUCCAAGGAAGCAAUAAGGAAAUUGUCCCCUUUGGCCCUGGCCCACCUGCCCUUCC